Molecule: messenger RNA, 887 nt
Organism: Triticum aestivum (bread wheat)
Lineage: Eukaryota; Viridiplantae; Streptophyta; Magnoliopsida; Poales; Poaceae
Exons: 5
Coding region: 1-720 (239 amino acids)
Source: RefSeq, a predicted model, not a curated record
AUGGCUAGCAAUUCCAUACGCAAGCCCGCACCCCCUCCUCAUAAAGGAAGGGAGGCUGCGGCUCAGGACCUGAAACACGAUCUAUGUGAGGACCUGGACAAAAAGGAUGGUCAUUCCCUAGCCCCAGCCUCCUCUAUUUUUCGCGACCCUAUAGGCUCCCACGCCGGCCGCCGCCCCUCGAACUAUCAGCGCCGCCCCUCACCACUCCCCUGUGAUCCUCCGCCCCGGCAUGCUGCCCCUCACCAAUCCCUUGCGACCUUCCAUCUCGGCGUGCCGUCCCUCGUCAACACUCCCCUGCGACCCGGCUUCCCGGUGCGCCGCCCCUCGUCAGCGCGCCCCUACGAAUCAACUGCGUCUACUAUUCCUCCGCACGGGGGCCGGCGGCUGUGGGGAGAGUUGCCGCUACAACCACCCUCGCGAUCAAGCUAUCGUGUAGUGAGGACUUCUGUAGAAGUGAGAACAUCGACGAGUGCCUUAUCACCUAACACGGCCAUCUACUCAGGUAUGUGGCAUGCAAGGAGAGGAGAUGAUGGACAUAACAAUUACAAAUUCUACCUCAUAUUUGAUCUGAUAAGGAACUUAAAUCACAAAUCAGAUAUUUACAAGCUAAGCUUUAGGAGUUCAUUCAUGAUGAUGAUGAUGAUGAUGGUGAUGAUGAUGAUGAUGAUGAUGGAGGCCUUCCAUUUUAAUAAAGUUGUAGGGGAUGUUCUUGUUGGAUGAUGUUCCUCGGUUAAGUUUUUGAUAAGUUGUACGGAUGUUGAUGGAUGCCUUCAGUUUGAGUUUCGUUGUCAAGAAAAUAUUUAGAUUACGUAUCACAUUUGGACUAUGUCCUCGUGUAAUAUCCAUUAUUGGAAUCCAACAAUUUUAUCAAAUAUAUGAUUUCUUCC